This is a messenger RNA of Vairimorpha ceranae, 159 nucleotides long. Its product is annotated as 60s ribosomal protein l39. Gene Ontology annotation, molecular function: structural constituent of ribosome. Gene Ontology annotation, biological process: translation. The record is from RefSeq and is a predicted model, not a curated record. NCBI's taxonomy places the organism in Eukaryota, Fungi, Microsporidia, Nosematidae. Gene Ontology annotation, cellular component: ribosome. The coding region runs from base 1 to 159 and encodes 52 amino acids. The transcript has a single exon.
AUGGGUUCAAGAAAAACAGAAAUUAUUAAGACCAGGCUAGUAAGAGCAAGAAGAAGUAAUAGAGCUAUACCUGCAUGGAAAAGUGAACUUCCAGAAUUUAAAGAUCAGUACAAUAAAAAAAGAAGACACUGGAGAGCUAAGAAGUUAAAGAUUUAUUAA